This is a messenger RNA of Solanum verrucosum, 3008 nucleotides long. Its product is annotated as pentatricopeptide repeat-containing protein At3g23020. Gene Ontology annotation, molecular function: protein binding. Bases 119 to 2998 code for a protein of 959 amino acids. Lineage: Eukaryota; Viridiplantae; Streptophyta; Magnoliopsida; Solanales; Solanaceae. The record is from RefSeq and is a predicted model, not a curated record. Gene Ontology annotation, biological process: vesicle-mediated transport; intracellular protein transport. The transcript has a single exon.
UUGAUUUUUCCCUCCUUACCCAUUCGUCUUCUUUACAUUUUCCUUCUUUUCCACCAUUUUCUUCUGCAGCUCCUAAUGCUUUUCUUCCUUCAUAUCUUAACCUGAAAGAUUGAGAAAAAUGUAUGUGAAGUUUCAGUAUGUUGACACCAGUAAUUGUUUCCAUAUACUAAACUCAACUAAACCCACUCCCAGUGUAGGAAUCUCAAUCCCACCCACCAAGAAAUACAAGGACCAGAACAAAUUGAAUGACCCAAAUGGAAGAAUUGAGAAAAGCAAGAAUCUUGGGGUCAAAUGCAGGCCGGGUGUUGGGUAUGGUAAUGAUGUAAAAGAGAAGUUGGAUUAUCAAAUUGGGAAAAACUCGCAUACCCGUGUUUGGAAAAAUGGUGUUUUGAAGACCCAAAAUGGAUUCUUGAGAAAACCAGUUGAUGAAAUUGAGAGUGAGGAGAAAAUUGAUGGUCAGUCGAGCUGGAGUAAUGGGGUGCAGACCAAGUGUUCGACAAAAUGGCGCAAUGACGUGAAGGAGACCCAAAAUGGUUUCUUGAGAAAACCAGUUGAUAGAACUGAGAGUGAGGAAAAAAUUGAUGGAAAAUUGAGCUCGGUAAAUGUGGUGCAGACCAACUGUUCGACAAAAUGGUGCAAUGACGUGAAGGAGACCCAAAAUGGUGUUUUUAGGAAACCAGUUGAUAGAACUGAGAAUAAGAAAAAAGUUGGUGGUCAAUUGAGCUCGGGGAAUGCGAUGGAGAAAGUACAGACUAAGGGUUCGAAAAAAUGGGGCAGAUAUGGAGGAUGUAUUCCUGUAAUGCUGGAAGCUUUGGAGACAGUUAGUAAUUUGGAUGAGGCAUUAAAGCCAUGGGAAAAGAGUUUGACUAAAAAAGAAAGGACUAUUAUAUUGAAGGAGCAGGUGGAGUGGCAACGAGCAAUGGAGAUUUUUGAGUGGUUUAAGAGAAGAGGAUGCCAUGAAUUGAAUGUUAUACAUUAUAAUAUUGUACUUAGGAUUCUUGGGAAAUCACAGAGGUGGGAUGAGAUUGAGAGACUGUGGGGCGAAAUGAGGGAAAGGAGAAUCGAGCCUAUAAAUUCAACUUAUGGGACUCUGAUUGAUGUCUACAGCAAGGGUGGGCGUAGGGAGCAGGCAAUGGAAUGGUUGAAGUUGAUGAAUGAACGAGGUAUGGUACCAGAUGAGGUGACAAUGGGAAUUGUUGUUCAGAUGUAUAAAAUGGCGGGGGAGUUUAAGAAAGCGGAAGAGUUUUUGAAAAAGUGGUCUUUAUGCAAAUGUCAAGUGGAGGAACGUGUAAAUGGUGGACCAAGAAGUGGUAUUAGGGUCAAUGGUUCUUCGGGCUCAAGUGUUUGUUUGAGCUCACACACCUAUAACAAUUUAAUUGACACUUAUGGGAAGGCAGGACAAGUGAAAGAAGCAUACGAGACUUUUCACCAAAUGCUGAGGGAAGGGAUCCUGCCGACAACAGUUACUUUCAAUACAAUGAUUCACAUGUGUGGUAAUAAUGGCCGAAUGGAAGAAGUUGCUUCCUUGAUGAGAAAGAUGGAGGGGCUUCAGUGUCAUCCUGAUACAAGAACAUACAAUAUUCUUAUUUCCCUUCACGCCAAGCAUGACAACAUAGAAAUGGCUGCCACCUACUUUAAAAUUAUGAAAGAUGCUUCUCUAGAGCCAGAUGCAGUGACCUAUCGCACUCUUUUGUAUGCAUUUUCUAUAAGGAAUAUGGUUAGUGAAGCAGAGAAGCUCAUUUUGGAGAUGGAUAAGAAAGAUCUACAGAUUGACGAAUUCACUCAGUCAGCUUUGACUAGGAUGUAUCUAGAAGCUGGGAUGGUAGAAAUGUCAUGGUCCUGGUUCCAGAGGUUUCAUCUUGCAGGAAAAAUGUCUUCUGAAUGUUAUUCUGCCAACAUUGAUGCCUACGGUGAACGUGGCCAUAUUUCGGAAGCUGAGAGAGCUUUUAAUUGUUGUAGUGAGGGAAAAAGGCUUACUGUUCUUGAGUUCAAUGUAAUGAUCAAGGCGUAUGGAAUUAGCAAGAAAUACAACAAGGCGUGCUACUUGUUCGAUAGCAUGGAGAAGCAUGGCAUAUCUCCUGAUAAAUGCAGUUAUAGUUCACUCAUCCAAAUGCUAGCUGGUGCAGAUCUGCCUCUGAAAGCAGCAUCUUAUGUGAGGGAAAUGAAGGAGGCGGGAUUAGUUGAUGAUUGUAUCCCUUAUUGUGCUGUGAUAUCUAGUUUUGUUAAAGUAGGUCAGCUGGAAAUGGCAGUAAGCUUAUUCGAUGAAAUGAUUGUGUUUGGCAUCAAGCCUGAUGUCGUUGUUUAUGGUGUACUGAUAAAUGCCUUUGCUGACAUGGGAAGUGUUAAAGACGCUACAAAAUACUUGGUUGAAAUGAGAAACUCUGGUUUAGAGGCAAAUGCAGUUAUAUACACUUCCUUAAUUAAGCUAUACACCAAGGUUGGGUAUUUGAGAGAAGCACAAGAAACGUAUAAAAUGCUUCAGUCAUUUGAGGAAGGGCUUGAUGUAUAUUCUUCAAAUUGCAUGAUUGACUUGUACAGUGAGCGCUCUAUGGUUAAACAAGCAGAAGAGAUUUUUGAGCACCUGAAGAAAAAGGGAAAUGCAAAUGAAUUUUCUUAUGCAAUGAUGCUGUGCAUGUACAGGAGAAAUGGAAUGUUUAAGGAAGCCAUUCAAAAUGCCCGGAAAAUGAAAGAACUAGGACUUCUGACUGACUUGUUGAGUUACAACAAUGUGCUUGGAUUGUGUGCAACUGAUGGGAGGUAUAAAGAAGCUUUGGCGACUUACAAGGAAAUGCUUUCUUCUGCCAUCCAACCUGAUGAUUCAACAUUCAAAUCACUUGGAAUUGUUCUUCUUAAAUGUGGUGUUCCAAAAGAGGCUAUUAGUAAGCUGGAAUCUAUGAGGAAAAAGGAUCCUCAGAGUGGCGUGCAAGAGUGGACUUCAGCCCUAUCUUCCGUUAUCGGUGUGCUUAAUACUGACUCUCCUGAUAGUAAAGAUGCCUAGCUCUUUUAAA